GGUUUCUGGCUGCAGAGCCUAGGCUGUAGAGAGAAAGUAGAGGACAGCCCACCACAUAUGCAUUCUGCUUCCCGGGCACCUUCCUGGCUCCAGGGGCUCCCUCCCUCCACCAGCAGAGCCCUGCGUGUCUCUCCACACGCGGGGGGCUGUCUGGGGCACAGGAACAAGUGUUGCUCUGGUGACAAGGUUCUUGAGCUGGGGAAGCCCCCUCCACACCAGCUGGUGCCCAGGAGCACUGCAGGCUGAGCACUGCCCCUGGGGCCAGGCUGUUAGCUCUGACCCUUCACCUGUUGUGCCAGGGCAGAGAUGAGUUCUGCCAAGGCCAUCUCUUCUGAGGGCACGGAGAUACAUGGCCUCAGGACCUCAGGGGUGAGGCAAAGAAGGGGAGGGUCAUAUGAAUAAAGGAGAACUCUCUGGCCUGAGAAUCAGGAAAUCUAGGACCUGGCCCUGGCUCUGUGUGACCUUGGGCAAGUCACCUCACCUUGCUGGGCCUCGGUUUCCCCACAUGCACUAUGAAAGGUUUGGAUUAAAUGAUCCUAAGGAGAACUAUGCAGCUGGGAUUCGGUAUCUGGUUAGUGGGAGGAAGGAUGGAGGAGCCUCACCUAUGAACCUGGGCAAACAUGUAUGCAGGCUGGCAGACUCCUGGGGACAAUGUCUUAGCCCCUUACCCGUGCCUUCAGCAAGGACUUGCCCUGCAGCAACCUAAGGCACCAGGGAAAGGAGUCUCUCCUGACACAUGCAUCUUUGGUAGGGGACCAUGGAGUGGGGGGGAGUCUCCUCGGCCCCCUGAGGACCCCACACAAUGCCUCCUGGUGUUUAUGAUCAGGAAGGUUUUUUCUAGGGCUCAAUCUUAUAGAUUUGGGAGAAUUUCCUGUAUCUUCCUCCCCAUCAUCGUCAGAGAGCUUGAAGUUGGCUAUCAAAUCCUGCUCCUUCCCCCAUUCACCUUCUCUUUGAAUCUCUUUCCCUGCGGUGAUCUUUAUGGUCCUGUAUUAGAGGUCCAGGUGGCGGGUAGUGGUGCUGGUCGGAGUACCUCAGCUGAGCCUCUUUUAAUCUUUGGAUUGCAUCUAUUAAACCAAAGCCUUAUCACUCGCUGGCUGGAGAAAAAAGCUGGAAAGCCAAGCCCCAUCCCUCCACAUACCCCCACUGCUGCCUUCUCUUCUUGGAGAGUACAGAAUCUGAGGGGUUGGUCUCCCCUCAGGAGGUGGGAACCACCUGCCCCCUCAAAGACGGUGGGCCAGAAAGAGAGAGAUGUAGCAGACAGAGAAAGAGAGGAAAAGAUGAGGGGAGGUGGGGAGGGGUACGUAUAGGGGGCUGAGAGUAGAAGAGGUGGAGGGAGGGAGAAAAAAAAUCUUUCAAACCAAGCAAAGGAGUGGGAUGAGGGACCCGCUGAGGAAGGAGGAGAAGAAACAGCUGGACAUCAGGAAAAAGAGAAGUCUGAUUGGCUACACGCCUGCCUUGGCUGGCUCCCCUGCCUUCCCCAGGCGACAGUCUACCCAGACCCCUCCUUGGGUCAUGACUUCUCCAUCAGAGUCCCCACCUCUCUGGAAGCUGUGAGCCUCCAUUUGGAACCAAAAGAGUCUCCAGGGGUAAGGUUCAAGGCUUUGAGGGGUUAGGCCCAUUGGUAUGCAAAUGAGGGAGAGUGCUUGUGGGGAGGAGAGCACAGGGGUGCAGUGAGGUGGGGUGUCUGGGUUGAGACAGGGGAUUGAGGUUGGAGGGAGGCAGUAAACUGUCUUAGGGCUUUUGCUUUAAGAUUUUUUUGAUUAUAUAAUUUGGUUUGGAGUAACGUAUGGGAGGUAAGAUGAAGAGACACCUCUUGCUAGGAUGGGGGCUUACCCCAUUGCCCAGCAAAAACUAAGAAAGGGAGCGUGCUCGCUUUGGCAGCACACAUACUAAAAUUGGAACGCUACAGAGAAGAUUAGCAUGGCCCGUGCACAAGGGUGACACGCAAAUUCGUGAAGCUUUCCAUAUAUAUAUAUAUAUAUAUUGCUGCAUUGAGUCUUUGUUGCUGCUCACAGACUUUCUCUAGUUGCGGUGAGCAGGGGCUGCUCUUCGUUGAGGUGCGCGGGCUUCUCAUUGUGGUGGCUUCUCUUGUUGCGGAGCAUGGGCUCUAGGUGUGCGGGCUUCAGUAGUUGCAGCACGCUGGCUCAGCAGUUGUGGCACACGGGCCUAGUUGCUCCGCGGCAUGUGGGAUCUUCCGGGACCAGGGCUCGAACCCGUGUCCCCUGCUUUGGCAGGCGGAUUUUUAUUUAUUUAUUUAUUUUGCGGUACGCGGGCCUCUCACUGUUGUGGCCUCUCCCGCUGCGGAGCAACAGGCUCCGGACGCGCAGGCUCAGCGGCCAUGGCUCACGGGCCUAGCCACUCCGCGGCAUGUGGGAUCCUCCUGGACCGGGGCACGAACCCGCGUCCCCUGCAUCGGCAGGCAGAUUCCCAACCACUGCGCCACCAGGGAAGCCCGGCAGGCGGAUUCUUAACCACUGUGCCACCAGGGGAGCCCCAUAUUUUUUAUAAUUGAGUCACUUUGCUGUACAGCAGAGAUUGGCACAACAUUGUAAAUCAACUAUACUUCAGUUUUUAAAAAUGAAGAAAAAAAGAGGGAGAGUCUACUAGAGACUUGUGUAGCCAGCUUUGGGGAGAGCUGCAUUAUCAGAAAUACACUGGGUACCUCACAUCCACACUGCACACGUUCCUUGACCCAUCUGUGCAUAUGUGGAUGAACAUUUGAAUUCACCUGUACACAGAAACCUAAGGAACUUUCCGAGUGUGUACAACCAAACACAAAGAGCUCUUUUGUUUCCAUAAUCAUUUGUUUCUAAAAAGCUGCAUUUAUAAAUAGAUUUUAAAACUAACAUGCUUUUUUACACUGUAAUCAAUUUUUAAGCCUAUGUUCUCUAAAUGGACUAGUCAUUCCUGGAACUAGGCAUGCCUUAUUUAUUUCUGUGCCCCCAGAGACAAAUCCAGUGCCUGGGACUAUUAAGAUAUCUCAUAAAUGUUUGUCAAGCAAAGGCAUGAAUGAAUGAAUGAUCUUUUUAAAAACCACAGGAUUCCUUAAUGGUGAAGUUUCUCUGAAUCUAGUUUAGUGGCUAAUGGUUGUACUCUGAGUGGGUGGCUGUAUAAGAGAGAACAUCUGUGUAAAUUCACAAGUGUGUGCCUAGUUAGUAGGGAGGUAUGUAGACAAGGGGACAUGCAUGAGUGUGUGUGUGUUAAGUAAAUGAGCCUUUGCCAGGUGCCUGCACAUUCCUGCGUGAGUGAAUAUCAGUGUGUGGAUGAGCAUGUGAAGAGACUGAAGUGGCGAGCAGUGAGGGGGGCUGGCAGGAGAUAUCCCCCUAGAUGUAGCCCCAGCCUUGAAGGAGCCUGCACAUGCAAUGAAGGCACUAAGUGUGUGACAAAUGGCUUAAGAGUCUGCAAGUGUGGGGGUGGGAAGUGGGGUGAGUUUGUGAGCUGUUCCCCCAGGACUGGAUACCUAAGUGAUUCGGCCCCAUUCUCAUCCCAUCCCCCACCUGCCAGGACUUCCAUGAAGCUCCUGGCCUUACUCAGCCUGCUGGCCCUGAUGCUGCAGGAAGCAAGGACAGCAUCUCUCCCAAAGACGGAGAGGGAGAGGGAAGGAGACCAGCCGCACGGAGAAGGCAAUUCUUAUGCAGUUCUGCAACUGGGGGACUAUGUCCUGAGCCUAGACAACUACGAUCAAGUCAUUGACCUGAGCAACUAUGAUGAACUCACAGACUACAGGGACCAGCUCCCCAAGGUUAAAGGGACCAGCCUGGCUUCUCCAACCAGGACAAGUUUCACUCAGAGCACAAGGGCUCCAAGGACACCCCCUUCAAACCCCACAAUGGCCAGGCCUACGACGCGGGGCCUGCUGGUUUCCCUGACCAGCCAUGGGCCAGGCCUGCCAACCUGUCUGAUCUGCGUGUGCCUUGGUUCCUCUGUGUACUGUGAUGAUGCUGACCUAGAGAACAUCCCUCCUCUUCCCCAGACAACCGCUUACCUGUACGCCCGCUUCAACCGCAUCCGUCAUAUUCGGGCUGGAGACUUCAAAGGGCUGACAAAACUGAAGAGGAUUGACCUCUCUAGCAAUUUCAUCUCCUCCAUCGAUGACGAUGCCCUCCUCCUGCUGCCUGCUCUGCAGGAUCUGAUCCUCCCUGAGAACAAGCUGGCAGCGCUACCUGUGCUGCCCACUGGCAUUGAGGUCCUGGACAUCCGCCUGAACCAGCUCCAGAGCUCAGGGAUACAGCCUGAAGCCUUCAGGGCGCUGGAGAAGCUGCAGUUCCUCUACCUGGCCGAUAACCUGCUGGACUCCAUCCCCAGGUCCCUGCCCCUAAGCCUGCGCUCACUACACCUGCAGAAUAACAUGAUAGAGACCAUGCAGAGGGACACCUUCUGUGACCCUGAGAGGCACAAGCACACGCGGAGGCAGCUGGAAGACAUCCGCCUGGACGGCAAUCCCAUCAACCUGAACCUCUUCCCCAGUGCCUACUUCUGCCUGCCUCGGCUCCCCACAGGCCGCUUCACCUAGCUCACCCCUUCCACUGCUCCCAAGUAAGAGCCCUUGGAGGACCACCAAGGGCACGGGCCUCCUGGGCCACAGGGCCUGAUCCCUGUCAGUGGUGUUUCAUCCCGGCACUAAUCAUCCUCAAGAUGCAAUUGCAAAACUCCACACACACCCCUCCCCCAACGCACACACGGAAAUGUCCUCCAGGAGCCAGAUUUGUAUUUCUCCAUCCUCUUUCCUGAACACCUUAUGGCGCCCGGCUCAGAGAAUAGCGACGUCUGCAGCAAAACUCUUUCCCAUAUCCCCCAUCCCUCCUACCCAUACAGAAUGCCAAGAAAAUCAUGUAAGAGGAAGAGGAGGAACAGAAAGAGAAGGAGGAAGUGGGGAGAAGCAGUGGCGUGCUGGAGCCAGCUCUUACUACUAGGCUCGCAAUAACUGAUCAUUAAAAUUUUCCAGAAUUUUGUAAACCAGUUGUUAAAUACAGCCAUUAUUAAAAACUAAAUUAUAUAAACUCACAAUUAGAUAUGUUGAAAACAAAUGUAAUAAAUACUCAAACUCAUCACUUCCCAAUUACUUUACUAUGUUUUACUAUUAAUCAUGUUCUUGAACUUACUUACGUCCACG
This is a messenger RNA of Orcinus orca (killer whale), 5113 nucleotides long. It is a transcript of the gene OPTC, whose product is annotated as opticin. The transcript is spliced from 6 exons. The record is from RefSeq and is a predicted model, not a curated record. NCBI's taxonomy places the organism in Eukaryota, Metazoa, Chordata, Mammalia, Artiodactyla, Delphinidae. Bases 3209 to 4513 code for a protein of 434 amino acids. Gene Ontology annotation, molecular function: protein binding.